Molecule: messenger RNA, 1200 nt
Organism: Chondrus crispus (carragheen)
Lineage: Eukaryota; Rhodophyta; Florideophyceae; Gigartinales; Gigartinaceae
Exons: 1
Coding region: 1-1200 (399 amino acids)
Biological process (GO): magnesium ion transport
Cellular component (GO): membrane
Molecular function (GO): magnesium ion transmembrane transporter activity
Source: RefSeq, a predicted model, not a curated record
AUGGGUACAAACAUAAUGAAGCUCGCAAUCAACCGACGCCUGCUGCUCCCCCCCGACGAGCGCCCGCGUCUCUCGCGUCUCCCUAUGUGGACAGGCGGGUUCGGCAUGUUUGCCCUUGGCACCGCCAUGUCCUUUGGCGCCUUCAAGUUCGCCGCUCAAUCCCUCCUCUCGGGCUUGGGCUCCGUCCAGUUUCUCUCCCAGGUCUUCUUCUCGCGUUUCAUUCUGCACGAAAAGAUUGAAAAAUACGCCUACGCGGGUGUCGCCCUCAUCAUCACCGGCUGCAUCUUCAUCGUCAUCUUCGGCGCCCACGGUACCAAGAACUACCGCCCCGAGGAACUUGCCGCCUUGUACGGAAGAAGUGAAUAUGUGUGCUACUUGUUAGGCGCCGGGUUUUUGGCCUGCGUCGUUUCCUUGUCCUACUCGAGUAUGAAACAGAAGAUCAUGCGCGAUAGGGGGAUUGGACGCUUCGAUAUCGCUAAGAGCACCAUCCGCGAGCGACAGGUUCUCGCAGUGUUCUUUUCCAUCAAGUCAGCCUUGUUUGGUACCCAAGCCGUCGUGCUCGCAAAGUCACUGUCCAUGCUCUUGAUACAGGCCCUGCAUCCGAAUCCGGCCUACUCCAACCCGUUGUUUUCGUACCAGACCUACUUCAUUAUUCUUGGUUUCAUUGCAGCCGCGACGUACUGGGUCACACGACUGAACCAUGGCUUGCGUUUGUUCGAGGCCGUUUAUCUUAUCCCUAUGAUGCAGAUCUGUUGGAUUUUGUUCAGCACCAUCGCGGGUGGUAUAUACUAUGAAGAGUUUAACGGCUUCGGGCAGAAAGAGUAUGGAGCUUACGCCGUCGGCUUCGUCUGUGUAUUGGUUGGCGUCGCUAUGUUGUGUCCGCGGGACGACACAAAGUCGCUCAAUGCGGCCGAUGUCAUUUAUGAUAUCGUGUCGGAAGAAAACCCCCUCGUGUCGCCGUCGGCGCGGCCUAAGUUUCAGCCGUUUUCCGAGGAGGAGGAACACGAAGUUAACGGCCGGCGGUACCGGCUAGUGCGAUCUGAUGACUUUGAUGCACAGGAGGAAGGCACCAGAGAAGUUAAGAAGCAGACAGACGGUCUGCCAGCAGAAGUGCCAAAAACGCCUGAGGCGGCCGCGUUCACCGAAGAGCGUACGCCGGCUGAAGCUUCAGCAGCUCAUGGGACAGGGAAGGGGGUGUAG